AUGGAAUUUCCCUUCCCCACUUGCAAAAUAAGUGCAUUCAAGACAGAUUUUACUAAAACAGCCCUCCCCGCAAGGGAUAACGUCCCUGCUUUCGUGCUAACUGAAGUCCUUUUAAAGGUCACAGAUGAGCUGUUUAAUGAAAUUGCAACCAUUGUUGUUAAUGAAGAUGGCUCAAUAAUUGAAGUUGACCACAACUCUGUUGCUUCAAAUCACAAGGAAUCACCAUCUUCUUCACUUAUUCCAACUCCGAAGGCUUCUGCAAGGGUACUAGUUCCAGGUAAAGCAAAAGAACCAGACACUGCCGAAGAAAAAUCUAGUUCAAGCUCCCCUGGCAAUGUACUAGGCCUUGCAAAUUAUGCCUCUGAUGAUGAAGAUGUAGAUGGUGAAAUUCAAAGUUCCAGGAUGACAUAUUCAAGGAGUAAUGAUUCUGUUGUGCAGUCCAGCACUAACAAGCUUUCACAAGACAAUGGUCUAACAGAGAGGUAUUUCACAGGAAGUACUUGAUGAGCAUAGGGGAGUUGAAAAGAACUUGGAAAGUGAUAUGAAGUCAAAAAACAGAAGUGACACUACUGAUGACAGUGCAGAUAGGAACUUUGAAAAAUUAUUUUCUUCUUAGGUGGCAUCAGGAUAUGAAAGUAAUAUUAAUAGUGGAAAGCUUCAAGAUGGAAAUAAUGGUUCUAAGAUGAUUAUUACUUUAGGGGAACGGGUGACAACAAAAUCUGAUUCUGAGCUGCCUGAUGGAUAUGCUGGUAAGAAAUCAACAAAACCCGAAUCUCAAGGUAGGGAAAUGAAAUUAAAAUCAGAUAAGAAUGAUCGACAAGAAAGUAGAAAGAUUUCGUUCAGUAAAGACCUUGGUAGUGGUAGGGAGUUGGAGGUUGUUGAGAGUAGGGGAGAGCAGAAAGGAGAUGAGAAUUAUAUGAGAGAGGAUGAAAGGCUUAGAAAGCAAAACAUAGAAGAUCGAAAUGACUCAAAUGUGAGAGAAAAAGAGCCUAAAUCUGUGGACAAAGCCAAGGAUUCUGAUUCAAGAAAAAUAUUCAUUCAUCACGAUGCCAAGGAUGACAGGAAAGAUGCAGAUAGAUUUAAAAGGGCUAGUGCUAAAGAAGAUGUUGGCAGGAAAAGAGAACGGACAAAAGAAGAAGAUAAAACAAGACAUAAACGUGGAAGUGACUCAAGCCGGCACAAAAGUAGAAGGUCCUCGUCAAUUAGCUGUAGAGGCAGAAAGAGCAAGGAUGACUAGUGAUCAUGCCAAUGAAUCAAGUGAUUAAACAUCAGAUGGUUCUAAGAGAAAGUCGCGUUCAAGAAAACGGUCAUCACCUUCUCCUAUCAAGUCUAGAAGAAGGUAACUGUAUCAGUAUUUGAUCAUUUCUAUUCAUGUUUUGUAUUUUCUUUUUAUGCAGACUGAGCCCUUUGCAGGUUUGGUCUGUUCUAAUGUUUUUAUGCAGAUACGGUCGAGAUAAUUAAUAGGAACUUAAACUAAAGAAACAUUUUGACCUUUUCCAAAUGCUACCGUGUACUGAACUAUAUGACUUCAACUUUCAUGGUGUAUUUAUAGCCCGAGGAAGCACCUCGUUCAUAUUCUAUCCCAUUUGAAUUACUUCUGCUUAUUACUGUUUCUGCCUGCAAGUUCUUUUGUGAUUUUAGUGGAUGGUUCCCACAAACCUAGUUUUUUGGUUAAAAGUUUGUAGUCUGGUUGUGACUAUGGAAAUGUCAAGUCUUACCUUUCUUUUAAGUGACCUAUAUUUCUUGCUUUUUAUGUCAUCUUAACUCUUCUAUAGCUACACCGAUUAUUAUUAUUAUUCACGUCUGACUUCAGUUUACGUUCUCUAACACAAAUUGGAUGGAAAUUUUGACAACAUCGGUAAUGGUGCUAUAUUGAAUGUUCCCGAAGCUCUUGUUGCUCUAUAUGAUUUAUUCAA
This is a messenger RNA of Hibiscus syriacus, 1916 nucleotides long. RefSeq lists its product as uncharacterized. NCBI's taxonomy places the organism in Eukaryota, Viridiplantae, Streptophyta, Magnoliopsida, Malvales, Malvaceae. The record is from RefSeq and is a predicted model, not a curated record. The transcript is spliced from 5 exons. Bases 1 to 504 code for a protein of 167 amino acids.